GCACCUUUCGCGACAUGGGGAAGAGCUUCCUUUUCGCCAGCGCCACCUGAGGAUUUCCUGGAGCCGCUCCCCGCGAUGGAGGACGAUCAGGAGCUGGAGAGGAAAGCCAUAGAAGAAUUGUUAAAGGAGGCAAAGCGUGGGAAAACCCGGGCAGAGACAAUGGGGCCGAUGGGCUGGAUGAAGUGUCCUCUCGCUGGUACAAAUAAAAGAUUCCUUAUUAACACAAUUAAGAACACAUUGCCCUCCCAUAAAGAGCAAGACCACGAACAAAAAGAGGGCAGUAAGGAGCCUGGCAAAAGCCAAGACCAGAAGGAAACAAGUGGGAAGAAACACAGAAGCCACUCCUACAAGCGCAGCCUUCACUCAGCCCGGGGCUCGGUGGGCUGCUCUCCUCCAAGGAAGCGGGCCUCCCGGGACAAGUGUGACCCAAGGCCCAGCCGGCGAUGAGAUGGCUGCAGGGCCAGCCCAGCCCGUACUGCACCUGCCACUGGGCGCAGCGGCAAGGAGGCCGGGAGGUGGCGGGCUCUGACACCGAGAGUGACUUCCUCAGUGGGGCCUUUGUUUUACGGUGUCUCUUGGUACUGUGUUGUUGUUCUUGUUGCUCUUGUUAACAGGAAAAGAAAAACUUACUAAAGCAAAUCGUAACUACCUUAUCCUGAAGGCAUCGUGGUGAGAGCAAGCUGAUUCCGCAUUGCCCUGCACAUCCAUGUUGUCUUUAUCUACCUUACCUGAAGUUCGUUUCAAACAAGGAGUUUUAGAAUUUGAGAUUUUGAGCUUGUUAGAAACUCCUAGUUUUUUGAUGUACUGCACUUUUGUGGUCAUUUCCCAGAAUUUCUCAAAAAAUAAAUAAAAUAUUUAAAAACA
Molecule: messenger RNA, 864 nt
Organism: Rattus rattus (black rat)
Lineage: Eukaryota; Metazoa; Chordata; Mammalia; Rodentia; Muridae
Product: protein POLR1D-like
Exons: 3
Coding region: 76-447 (123 amino acids)
Source: RefSeq, a predicted model, not a curated record